Messenger RNA from Mytilus trossulus (common blue mussel), 1704 nucleotides. Its product is annotated as carbonic anhydrase-like. NCBI's taxonomy places the organism in Eukaryota, Metazoa, Mollusca, Bivalvia, Mytilida, Mytilidae. Gene Ontology annotation, molecular function: carbonate dehydratase activity; zinc ion binding. The transcript is spliced from 8 exons. The record is from RefSeq and is a predicted model, not a curated record. Gene Ontology annotation, biological process: one-carbon metabolic process. Gene Ontology annotation, cellular component: plasma membrane. The coding region runs from base 53 to 1057 and encodes 334 amino acids.
AUCUUACAUUUCACUUUUGGGUUCUUUAGCUUUUGAAGCCUAUUGCAUUAGGAUGUUUGUUUUUGUUAGUUUGUUUAUUUCAUUGCCAAUAGUGGCUUUCUGUGGUACCGGUUCUGUAUGGGAAUACAACGGAAUCCAUGGUCCCGCCCACUGGCAUGAAGAGUAUCCGGACUGUGCUGGAGUGAUGCAAUCACCUGUUGCUAUCGAAUCAAAGAAAGCAACAUUUGACAUUAGCCUGCUUCAGUUUGGAUUUAAAGGAUUUUCAGAACUAGUGCAUACAAACAUGACAAUGAAAAACAAUGGACACACUGUCCAAGUUGACAUUGUUGAUACGUCAUUGAGAACACACGGUGGUGGCGUGACUGGUGGAUACAAACCGGUACAGUUCCAUUUCCAUUGGGGAGCAGACAAUACCAAAGGCUCGGAACACGUGAUUGACGACCACCAUUACCCAAUGGAGAUGCAUAUAGUCCACUACUCAGAUAGAUUCCAAAAGAUAGAAGAUGCUAUUGAUAAACCAGAUGGCCUUUUGGUAUUGGGAUUUUUCUUUGAGGUUGGACGACAUAACAUACACUUUGAAGAAGUAUUUAACUACCUCGAAAACGUGGCACAUAAAGGUGACACUACAGAAAUCCCCCCAGUAAUUAUGGAGCGACUGGUACCAAUAGAUUUAGUACACUAUUAUCGAUACAGAGGAAGUCUAACUACACCUCCGUGCUACGAAAGUGUUGUUUGGACUGUCUUUACACAACCAAUCACAAUUUCUAGUAGUCAGAUGAGUGAUUUUAGAAACAAAAUAAAGAAGACAACGGUAAACGCUACUCACGAAGAAAACCUAGUUGAUGAUUUUAGGCCUCUUCAACAACUGAACGGAAGAAACGUGUAUUCGAGUUUUGUUACUCAGAAUCCGUCCACUCAAGCUCCACAAACAGUUCAACCAAUCAACGUUGUCUGUCAGCACUCACAUGACAACACAAACAAUGCUAUCAGUACACAUUUAUCUCUAUUUGUAAUUUUUAUAAGUAUAUUGACCAGUGGUUUUACGUGUGGUCACUAGAUGUUAAUUUUAUAUAAAACAAACUUUUAUACAACGAAAUCCCAUAAAUUAUUUACAUCUUUUGAUAUUGAAUAUGUUCUUUUUAACUAAACAAGCAUAAUAUUUGUGACGUUUAUUUUAAUUUGUUGCUUUUAACAAAAAGAGAUAAGAUGAAGCCAUUGUAAAGAAACCAGACUGUGAUACUGUAUUAUUUAAGCUUCCAUUUUUACUUUUUUACUCUAAGUAUUACUCUUGCUUUGUUUAUUAUAGGACUAUUUCUACAUGAUGACCAUGCAUAUUAAGUGCUAAGAUGAGGUGGGAAAUACAAAAAAAAACUCACCAUAUUUUCGUCAAAAAAAAUUAUAUUCAUGUUUUUAAAUAUUGUUUUUGAAUUUUGAAACUUGCCCUCAGCUAAUUUACUUUCACUCAUUAUUCACACAUACACAUUUUUAUAAGUAAAUGUAGACUGUAUACCAAGAAAUCAUGCAUAUAUAGAGAAAAAGAUAAGGAACCAAUAGUUGACAUUAGUAAUUGAAAUAUUCGUUUUGGUGCAAAUUCCAUGUACAUUUGUACAUGCAGAGCUACAGUUGAUAAAAAUCAAAUUAACUUUGUUUAGAGGAUGCAAUGUAUUUUGUCACGUCUAUAUUUUUAAUAAAAAUAUUUUCUUA